Poeciliopsis prolifica (blackstripe livebearer) is the source of this 8239-nucleotide messenger RNA. Its product is annotated as signal-induced proliferation-associated 1-like protein 2. Gene Ontology annotation, molecular function: protein binding; GTPase activator activity. The transcript has 22 exons. The record is from RefSeq and is a predicted model, not a curated record. The coding region runs from base 379 to 5601 and encodes 1740 amino acids. Gene Ontology annotation, biological process: regulation of small GTPase mediated signal transduction; activation of GTPase activity. NCBI's taxonomy places the organism in Eukaryota, Metazoa, Chordata, Actinopteri, Cyprinodontiformes, Poeciliidae. Gene Ontology annotation, cellular component: cytoplasm.
CGCUAUGGUCCGUGUUACUUCAGUCUGGAGGCUGGGACUGAAAGUGGGAGAUGUUGGAGCGGCUGCGGCUGCCCCUGCUGGUUUCUCCCCCUUCUAGGAUAACUAACCCGGGUUAAAAACGGAGACAGGACGCUGCCCGCACUAUAAGAUCUGACUUCCCCAUCUGCCUUUCUGUAUUGGUGGUAUCCUGUAAGAAGAGACUCUGCCGUUCUUGAGUGUCCUUGUCAUCCUGAAGUGUCGGUAGUGAUGCCACCCGUCCUGUGUGAGUUAUGAUUAUGGCUCUCUCUUUGACUGAGGAAAAGAGAUCCCCCUCCAGCCACAUGACAUGAUGAAGACGCUUCCUGAAAGUUUGCGCUUCAAAGAAUCUGCGAGCAGGAUAUGAGUAUUUUGGGCCCUGGGACAGACAACAAACCAACCCUUGUGGGAUUUGUGGGAGACCCUGAAGAAUACUCCAAAGCCAUGCAGUCAGAGGAGUUAUUCAGCAGGAAACUCAAGGCCUUGAAUGGCAGCAUGGGACCACCAGCCUCCAGUAUGCAGGUGAAACCGGACGGUGCAGGGAAAACAAAUGGUACUCCUGCCAUGCCCAAAAUGGGCGUCAGGGCUCGGGUGACAGAAUGGCCACCACGGAAAGAUGGCUGGGAUGUACGGCCUUCUCCCAAUUACCAGAGUGUCAUUCCGGUUUUCCAGAACGGACAGCAGGAAAUUCCUGUGGAUUUACUGGAGCAAGGCGAGGCAGUGUGUGUGGAAGUGGACUACAAUGACAAAUACACACUCAGCGACCUUCUUUGCCACUCUCCCUUAAAGGGUCUCCACCCGAUCCGUCAGCGGAGCAACAGUGAUGUCACCAUUAGUGACAUUGACUCUGAGGAUAUAAUGGACCAGAACGCUGUCAAUCCCAACACCGGAGCCUCUCUGCACCGUGAAUACGGAAGCACGUCCUCCAUUGACCGCCAGGGCCUCAGUGGGGACAGCUUCUUCACCAUGCUCAGAGGCUACAGAGUCGACAACUUGGAUCACCGAAGCAUACCGCCUCUGGGAUUCCCAGAGUUGUUACGCUGUGAUGCCUCUUUGUCCCCAAGCUUACAGACAGCCGCACAGAUUGCCCGGGGAGAGAUAGUCCACAUUCCAGGCUAUGAUUACAUAGACAGUUCUCUCCUCUACAGCCGGGAACGGGAAAAGUCCUUUAUGAGGCGUCUUAAAUCGGAAUCAACAGAAACUUCUCUGUUCAGGAGACUGAGGGCCAUUAAAAGCGAAAGUGAUGCCUUGAGACUCUCUUUAGAGGAUGACCGGCGACCCCUGAGCUUUCAGAAAUGCUUCGCCCACUACGACGUCCAAAGUGUGCUGUUCAAUAUCAGCGAAGCCGUGGCAAGCCGGGCAAACCUGAGCCAGAGAAAAAACACCACCACUGGAGCUUCGGCCGCCUCAGUUGGUGUUGGGGUCGCGACAGGUGGAGUGCUGGGAGGUGGCAGUGUUGCUGUGCCUGGAGACGGUGGAGCAGCAGGUUGCAGCGGUGGAAAUCAACCCAUGUUCGAAUCUCCGCUUGGGAGCAGAGAGGAUCUGAAUCCCAAGGAGAACUUGGACAUGGAUGAGGGGGAUGGAAAGAGCAACAACUUGGUGCUGAGCUGUCCGCACUUUCGUAACGAGAUCGGUGGUGAGGGAGAGAGAAAGAUCUCCCUUUCCCGGGCCAACAGUGCCAAUUACAGUGGCAUGUCGGAGAGUUGCUCAUUUGAGUCCUCCCUCAGUUCCCAUUGUACCAAUUCUGGCGUCUCUGUACUGGAAGUGCCAAGAGAAAACCAACCAAUCCACAGGGAGAAGGUGAAACGCUACAUUAUUGAGCACAUUGAUCUUGGAGCAUACUACUACCACAAGUUCUUCUAUGGAAGAGAGCACCAGAAUUAUUUUGGGGUGGAUGAGAAUCUGGGACCUGUGGCGGUGAGCGUCCGCAGGGAGAGGCUGGACGAUGGGAAGGAGAAAGAAGGCAUGCAGUACAACUACCGGAUCACCUUCAGAACCAGUCAGUUGACGACCCUCCGUGGAGCCAUCCUGGAGGAUGCCAUUCCAUCCACGGCGAGGCAUGGAACGGCCCGUGGCCUGCCACUUAAGGAAGUCCUGGAAUACGUCAUCCCUGAGCUGAACAUCCAGUGUCUGAGGCUGGCCCUCAACUCUCCCAAAGUCCCAGAGCAGCUCCUGAAACUAGAUGAGCAAGGGCUAAGCUUCCAGCACAAGGUGGGGGUUCUUUACUGCAAGGCGGGCCAGAGCACAGAGGAGGAGAUGUACAACAACGAGAGCGCUGGCCCGGCGCUGGAAGAGUUCCUUGAUCUGCUCGGCCAGCGGGUUCGCCUCAAGGGCUUCACAAAGUACAGAGCCCAGCUGGACAACAAGACUGAUUCAACGGGAACACAUUCCCUGUACACCACCUACAAGGACUACGAGUUGAUGUUUCAUGUGUCCACCAUGCUCCCCUACACGCCCAACAACAGACAGCAGUUAUUAAGGAAGAGGCACAUUGGCAACGACAUCGUCACCAUAGUGUUCCAGGAACCUGGGGCCCUUCCCUUCACUCCCAAAAACAUCCGCUCCCAGUUCCAACAUGUGUUUGUCAUCGUCAGAGUCCACAGCCCGUGCACUGAUAAUGUCUGCUACAGCGUCGCCGUAUCCAGAUCCAAAGACGUGCCUCCGUUCGGACCCCCCAUUCCCAAGUCCGUAACUUUCCCAAAGUCGGCUGUUUUCAGGGACUUCCUACUCGCCAAGGUCAUCAAUGGCGAGAACGCUGCUCACAAGUCGGAGAAGUUCAGAGCCAUGGCGACUCGUACGCGGCAGGAGUACCUGAAGGACUUAGCCGAGAACUUUGUUAGCACGGCUACUAUAGACUCAGCUGUCAAAUUCAGCUUCAUUACGCUUGGAGCAAAGAAGAAAGAGAAAGUCAAAGCCAGAAAGGAAGCACAUCUGUUCAGUGUGGGAGCCAUCACCUGGAGCGUCUGCGCCCGGGACUUUGGGCAGUCAAUGGACAUCGACUGUCUGCUCGGCAUAUCCAAUGAGUUUAUUGUGCUCAUUGAAGAGGAGUCGAAAAACGUAGUGUUUAACUGCUCAUGUCGCGAUGUCAUUGGAUGGACCUCAGGGAUUAUGAGUAUUAAAAUCUUCUAUGAGCGUGGGGAGUGCAUCAUGCUGUCUGCCCACGACAACUGCGGCGAGGACAUCAGAGAGAUGGUGCAACGACUCGAGAUUGCCACCAGAGGCUGUGAGACUACAGAGAUGACAUUGCGGAGAAAUAGUCUUGGCCAGCUUGGCUUUCACGUCAAUUUUGAGGGAAUCGUGGCCGACGUGGAGCCAUUUGGCUUCGCCUGGAAGGCCGGGCUGAGGCAGGGCAGCCGGCUGGUGGAGAUUUGCAAGGUGGCAGUCGCAACUCUCACUCAUGAGCAGAUGAUUGAUCUUCUACGCACAUCCGUCACCGUCAAAGUGGUUAUAAUCCAGCCGUAUGAAGACGGUACUCCAAGAAGGGGUUGUUCCGAACUUUACCGGAUACCAAUGGUGGAGUACAAGGUGGACAGUGAGGGCCAGCCCUGCGAGUAUAAGACGCCCUUCAGGAGAAACACCACCUGGCACCGGGUGCCGGCACCUGCUGGGGCGCCUGUGUCCCGGGGCUCGCCCUCUCAGGGUCCUGACCGACUGCAAUGCCAGCAGAUCCUUCAGCAGCACCAGGCCGCCAUCCCGCGAAGCACUUCCUUCGAUAGGAAGCUGCCAGAUGGCUCCAGGACUUUGCAGGACAUGGAGAAUCCCCAGGUCACUAUAUGCAACAAGGGAGACCAGCACUACCGCAGCUCCCCCAGUAACCAAUCCUCCUCCAGCGAUCCGGGUCCAUGUGGCAGCAGCAACUGGUCCCAGCAGCCCGGAUAUGAUGGGUGUCCCUCCCCUAUACUGCAUGAGCGGGCGGGCGAUAUCCAAGGAGCCGAUGGAGACAUUCGCAGGGAAAGAGAGCCCACCCUGGAAAGAACCAGAUCUGCAGAGGCCAAAUGGCACAUACCCUCCACAAAGAUCCUGAAUCCUCUGAAGCAAAGAGAAGGAGGAAAGGACUCGCCAAACAAGCUUUCCAGGACUGGCGAUAAAAACUCAAGCCACUCUAGUAGCAACACUCUUUCAAGUAACGCCUCCAGCAACAGCGAUGAUAAGCACUUUGGCUCUGGAGACCUGAUGGACCCGGAGAUGCUGGGCCUCACCUACAUCAAAGGCGCCUCCACAGACAGCGGCAUAGACACGAAUCCCUGCGUGGCCCCCGGCGUCCGGGUGUUGCUGCAGGGGAGGGUCGGGGAACAGGGACACCUCUGGGUCUCUGAGCACCACGAGGACGAAAUGACAGAAGAGGAUCAUGGGAAACUAUACUUGCAGCAAGGCUUCGCUUCAGCCAUCAUGGGUAGUCAUGUAACAGAGGGCAGCAUCGGAGACCUCAGCGAGAUUUCGUCUCAUUCAAGUGGCUCACACCACUCUGGCAGUCCCCUUGCCCGCGGAGCCAGGUACUGUAUGUCCGCUGACUCCUCCAAGGUGUACACCAUCCCCCAGACGAGCAGCACAGGCCCCGAGCCGGGGCCCAGCUCCGAGGCCUGUGGACAGACACGCACACAGUCCAGCUGCAAGCUCCAAGAGAGCAUGAAGACAGCUGAUGCUGAUGAUGGUGAUGCCCACUGCACUGAGGGACCUCCCAACAUAUCAGAGUGUGGAGGAGCGGAGAGCUUGUUAGCCUUUCUUCUGAAAAUGCUGAAUGAGCGCUCCAGGCAACUGUACACGCAGGAGGCAGCAUGCCAGCUCCAGCCUGCAGAGCACGAUGGAAAAUCCCUGCAGAGGCUGUCGAAAGAGGAAUUUCAAAAGAUGUUGCUGCCAGACAGCCCUCCAGGAGAAGACAGAAGCCGAAAGGUGUUGGCACUGGGCAGUUUGUCACCGAGACGCUCGCUCUACCGGACGCUGUCGGACGAGAGCGUGUGCAGCAACAGGAAGGCUUCGUCCUACGCCAGCUCACACAGUUCCAUGCUUGAUCAAGCUAUGCCCAACGACAUCCUGUUCAGCACCACGCCACCUUACCGCAGCACGCUGCCUCCUCGCAUGGUCCAUAACCAGGGAGCGUCCAACCUCCGCAGUGAGUUUUGGUUCUCUGACGGCUCCUUGGCGGAUAGGUCCAAGUUCAGCGACCCGGGCCUCAUGCCCCUCCCAGACACUGCCUCGGGCCUGGACUGGUCUCACCUGGUCGAUGCAGCACGAGCCUUUGAAGACCAGCGCGUGGCGUCUUUCUGCACCAUGACAGACAUGCAGAGGGUGGAGGCUCUGCAGAUCUCCAGAGAGCUGACCAGACGGGUGGUGGAGGCGGAGGGAGCAGCGCUGGAAGCAGACAGCUCCCCGUCCACACUAACCGGCAAAGUCAACCAGCUGGAGGUCAUCCUCAGGCAGCUGCAGCAGGACCUCAGAAAGGAGAAGGAGGACAAGGCCAUGCUGCAGGAGGAGGUGCAGCACCUGAGACAGGACAACAUGCGGCUGCAGGAGGAGAGCCAGACGGCAGCAGCUCAGCUCAGGAAGUUUACAGAGUGGUUCUUUCACACCAUCGACAAAAAACCCUGAGUGGCGCAAAGAGGACAAACAGAGGAAAGACGGAGCAAAAGAAGGCCUUCAUCCCUCCUGUGCACCCACUCAACUCCCAUGUGAGAUUCCCAGAUAAAUCCACAACGAAAACAACAUUAAAACGACAAUUUCAAUGAGUAUUAAAAGAUACUGUGCUGCACUGGAUAUUGUGCUGCACUGUGUGAGAGACUGAAAACCCAGAUCUGGACUCUAGUUUGGGGGAACUCCUCUCUACUCCUCUUUUUAAAGUUACCAGUCUCUCUUGGGGAACCUUGUGAUGUUUUGCUCUGGAGAGGACUUGAGAAAAGUAAUUCCAGGGGAAAGGAUCUCCGCUGAGUCCUGGGAUCUUCUUACAGAAGUGGAAUGUAAAGCUCAUUUACUGUAGUCAACAUUUAAUCUACCUACGUAAAUCACGUCAGUCUACUGUACUGUAUACUCAGCUGUACUGUACGGGUGAAUCUCAAUACAUUACAAUGUUGUGUAAGCUAAUUUAUUCACACAACUCAGAUGAAUAAAUUUAAACACACAGGGUGAUAUAUUUCAAGCAUAAUUUUUGAUUUUGAUGUUUAUGGGUUACAGAAAAUGAAAAAAAAACAAAGUUACAGUACAUUCUAAAAUUACUAGCUAACAAAUUUUCACAAAACUUUGCCAAUAUUGUGCUAAUGUAAAAAGACAUGAUUUUGUAAUUACUGUGUUUCCAUUAAGUAAGAACUAGAGUUAAAAUCAAAUGUGAAUAAGUUUGUUCACAUAAUAAGUCAUUAAAAACAUGCAGCACCAUCCUCUUCCUACCACUGUCUGUGGUAACACCCAGUUGUUGAUCACAUGCAAAUAUAUUCCAAAUUCCAAAAAUGCUAAUUUGAAUACAGCCAAAAAACCACCUUAACUUUUAAUGAAAAAACUUAAAUUGGCCUGUUUCAAUCAAGUACAUUUAUUUUCAUAACUCCAGUUUGCAUAGUUAAAUAGAAACACACCUAUAGACUGUGGAAACUUCAUGUGGAUUGGUUUCUGUGAUAUCACAACAUUUUUCUUUUUACUCAACUUUCCAUUAAUAUGCUUUGAUACAGUAGUCUAUAAUGAGCUUUGUUUUAUACUUCUCUCAUGGCUGUACUUGUCUCUGUUGAUGGUGCAUCUCUUUCUACUACACUUUUUUCUUCCACUCUACUUUCCACUAGUAUUUUUGUAUACAUCUCUCUUUGAACUGCCAGCUUUUUUGGCAAUAGCCUUUACGCAACUUGUAAGGGACGACAAUAUCUGUCAGUAAGUAAAAAAAAAAUGGUUUUCAGAAACUUGUGAAGUCAAAAUGAUCAAGAUUAAUAGAAAUGUGAGCUUGAAAUGAUCACUCUGUGUGGUAGAUUUAUACAAAAUGAGUUUCACUUUUCAUAAUUGAAUUACUGAGCUACUUUUCUUUUUUCUAAUGUACUGAGAGGCACCUGUAUCAUUCUGCGCACAGUCACUCAGCUGUUUCUGCUGCAUCGGCCCUCACAGACGUUGGGGGAGCAGAGGGUUUGAGGCGAGAGUCGGAGGGACAGGAAUGUACCAGACGAAAUAAAGUGAUGCUGUCUGCCUGCACCAGGAGGAAUCCACAUAUGGUGGGCUUGAAAUGUUCAGUGUGUCGACGGGUGGGAGGGGAUGAAUGUAGCUCAACCGAGACCUUUUAUUUUCUCUGAAACUCUCGUUCCCAAAGCUACAGAAGUUCUGAACAUUUGACGUGUUUGUUUUCAAUCAACUUUCCUGUUUUUUAUUUGUUUUUUUCUUUCUCCUCUGUGUUGUAACGUAGGUUCACAUGGCAGUAAUUUCGAUGUUUGAAGGUGCUUUCUCCCUCAGCACAUAUUUGUCAGUAGUUUCCAUUUACCGUCAAAAUGUCCUAGCAAUAACAAAGUGGUAGUUACAAAACUGUGUUUUUUUAUUUUGUUUUUGGGAUUUUCUUUUCUUUCUAAAGGAAGUUAGCACAAGUGUGGAUAGUUUCUUUUGAGAAGCAGAUGUUUUUUGACAUGUAUUUAUAAAGCUGGAAGAGACUGUGCCUAAAACUGGUUGUAAAUGGAUUUUUUUCUUUGUUUUUCUCUGUCAGCUCUCUUUUAUAAACACAUGCCUUGUCUGUGGCUCACUGAGAUAAAAUCGUUUGAGUGUGAGAGUGUGUGUGAGUGUAACAGUAUGAGUUCAUAUGCAGUGGUUUCUAGAGUAUUGGAGCGGACGCCAGUGAACCACACUUACAAUGCCAAAUGUGUUUAUUUCUGUACAUAACUGCCACAGAAGUGUCUUGUAUUUAACACUAUUAUUUAAGCUUAUUUAACCUAAAGUUGUUUAUUUUAUGAAGCUUCUUUGUUUUUUUUCUGCACAAAUGAGAGAUAAAUCUCUGUGUAUGUUGUAAAGUGUGUUGCUUUGCAGGGCAAAAAUACAACAAAAAAUCAAACCAACAACCACAAAACAAAUUACGUAUAUAUUUAACUAUAUAAAUAAUUUUGGAAAUUCCAACAUUUGGAUGCUGCUAGAUGAACAGAUCGCUGGUUUGUAUGCUUUUAAAAAUGUCUCCUCGUUACCAGUUUCCUCCCUGGUGUGGGAUGUUGGACGCAUUUGAUUGUUUGUUUUUCUGUUGUUUUUUAUUUUAUUUUGUUUUUAAUAAAUGUAGUUGUAAAAAUCA